Molecule: messenger RNA, 4416 nt
Organism: Diatraea saccharalis (sugarcane borer)
Lineage: Eukaryota; Metazoa; Arthropoda; Insecta; Lepidoptera; Crambidae
Source: the annotation of a GenBank genome assembly
AUGAUCUCAAACAACGAAGAUAUCAGCGCUGAACUAGAUAAAGUUGUAUGCCGCCUCACGAAGUUGGCGUUGCGCACCGCCAGGAGGCGCCAGCAACCGUUGUCUAAUAGAUGGAUGCAAUGCAAGCUGCUCGAUCUUCUCAACCUUACUGAAAAAGCUAUAGGAAAAAAGAGACAACUAUACACAGAGAUGAACCCGCUGAAGGCUAUCUGUUACGAGAAAGCAAAUGCGUCGGAGGAGAGCCGAGAAUUAAGCUAUGAUGUAAUGGAAGAUGAUUUAGCAAAUGUAUUUUUGGAUCAAACAUCAUCUACGGAACUAAAUUUCGAAGAAAUGAUACGAUUUCCAUCUUUGAUUGACAUUGAGCCGAUAAGUCCUGUGCAUUCACCUAAACACUAUUCAAAGGUGAUUCCAUUGUCUUGCUUAAAAGCGUGGGCAGAUGGUAAUGAUAAAGUGCUUGUAUAUUCAGUACAGAACAGUAGUCACUGUAUUAGUUCUGGCGAUACUGAUCACAGUGCUUGUAACAUAACUGCCUUUAGAAAUCAGAAAAACAACAAGAAACGAAGAGGAUCAGCUGGGAGAAAACCUGAUCUAGACUUGAGACAUAGAAUCAAAACGCCGAGUAAAACUUCAUACGGCAAACGUCGAGGAAACAGAAAAAGCAAUGGCCACCAUGAUAAUAAUGAGAGCGUAGAGCAAAACGUAAAAAAGAAACCGAGUUACAAUAUUUUAGAUAAAAAUAGUCAUCAAAGAUUAUCUGCAGCAGAUGUCAAAAAAUAUCUUUACAAAGGAAAGAAGAGCUACAAACAUAUGUUACAAUCACGUUCGAGGCCGAUCUCGCCAACUUUAAUACAGUUUUGUCAUCCAAAUACUGAAAAUGAAAGGGAUAGUGCUUUGAAAGAGUCUAGUACAGAUUUAAUUGAACUGGCUCCAAACAAUAUUGAUGAUACCAUUGCUAUAACGAAAGAAAGUCUAUUGAUUGAUAUAAUUACAGAAGAUAAUGAAGAAACGAUAGCUUUAAGACGUACAAUAGGGACUGAUGCUGAGGACGAUUUAUUAAUAUUUGAAAAUGAACAAGAGCAUACUCGUGGGAGUAUGACAAAUGUUAUGAAUAUUGACAGUUUCAACGAUAAACCUAUUAAUGGAUCAGAAGAAAUCCAUUCUCAAACUCUAUUUCUUUAUGACAUUAAUGAACCAAGCACAUCUAAAGGAAUCAGACAUGUUAGUAUGGACGUACAAUGUGGUCCCGAGUCGGAUAAUAAUUACGCGAUGUUAUCUUCAACUACAUCGUUCACAAAACGCCCUCAAAUAUUCAAUGCUGGCUUAAAAAUUGUUAAUUCUUUUUCGGAUGAACAAGAACAUGUAAUAAAUUGCGAUUUUGGCACCAGCACUAACGAAAAUUUUGAUUCUUGUAAAGAAAUAAGUGCUAAACGAAAAUUUACUGGAAUCAAGAUAAAGGAUUCUGAAACAAAAAUCACCAACAAAGUGGAAACUGUGACACAAGAAACUAAUACAAAUCUUAAUAUAUCAUCAAUACUGAACUUGGUUUCUACUACGGAAACAAGAAUUCUCGAAUCUGUAUCGAGUCACUAUAAAAUCGAAGAUUCCGGGUCAGAAUUAUGUGACAGUUUGUCUAGUUCCCAAAGAAGUCCCCUACAUUUUAUGAAUUUUGCAAAAGAUACAAGUGGAUUUCCAAUUAAAUUGACCGAAGAUGUUGAACUUGAAAGCAAAUUUUCGCAUAAAUUAAUUCGUCCUAAACUUAGCAAUGGUGGUGUUUACGUUCAUAGUUAUAAGGAGAGGCAAAUGAGUGAAGAUGUGGUUUAUCAAGGAGAUUGGCAAAGGUACACAACUGUAGCUGCCCCAAAGAAAAAAAGUUGCAAUGUUGUUACUAACAGAACUUUAGAACUAAAUAAAAGAAUAAGAAAUGAUAAUAAGGACAAUGCUUGUACUAAUAAAAAUAUCCGACCUGCAACUGUAAACCUAGUUCGAAAUAAUAAUGUGAAAAACGUGAAACAGGUAAAAAAGAUGCCGACAGUAAACAAUAUGGCUAAAGUAACAAGUUGUAAUAAGAACGCGACCAAGGUAGCCUCAAAAUUAACUUCUAAGCGUCUACUGUCUAAAAAAUCUUCUACUAUAAUAAAAAAACCUCCCAAGACACCUACUAUGCUAAAAACAGAAAGUGAGGUCAUGCCAAAACCACGAAGAAAAAGUUAUAUACCGUUAUAUUUAAAACGAAAGUUAUCUACAAAUAAUCAUCAAAAUGAACAUUUAGAUUGUGGCGAACAAAAUAAAAACGAAAAAGUGAUUGUCAACAAAAAAGUCGAGAGAAGUGUUAAUGAAAUUAAAACGGUAUUGUUAAAAUUUAAUCCUGAGCCAAACGAAAGUGUAAACUACGUAGUAUUUAAAAAUGAAAUCGAGACUAAUAAUCACUGUUCUACUGAUAGUGAAAAUAUAUUCAAUUCUGAUAACGAUGACGAAAGAACGAAUGACUCUAAUAAACGAUCCCCGAGUCCACAAUCAUUUAAUAGUUCUGCGGGAUCAUCCCCCAACAGUAUAGCUACUGUUAGAGUUCGACCUACGUUAAGGUUAGCCGACAAACGACAUUCGAAUUCUUCGAACAGAAGUAAUCAAGGAUUAUUUCAAACGGAGAACACUGAAAUCAUAAACAAAAAACUAACAAAAAAAUGCAAAAGCGUUAAAAAAUAUCAAAACAAUAUUUCCGACAACAAAGAAAACUUACCAGAAUCUUCAAAGAGAAAUAAAGAUAUAGCAUUUAGUAGCACUUUUUCGAAAAACAAAAGCAUUUUUAGAGCACAAAUAGCUUCGGAAAAUCCACAGUCUGCAAAUAACAUUGUAAAUAGACGCAAAUCAACAAAUAAAGCUAAUAUAAAAAUACCAUCUGUUCCAAGUUUUACCGGCAAACAUUCGAUUAGUGGGACUUCUACGAUGCCAUCUUUGUCUCCAGAAAACAAAAGUCUGAAAGAUUCCUUUAACACAAAAAAAGCUGUAAAUUCAAUGAUCCAAGACUCUGAAAUAGAACAAAAUAGUGUUAUUAUAAACAUCGUCGACAAUAAUUUAUUAACCGAAUGGAUGACUACUACUCAAACCCUUAUCGCUGAAAGCCAGUCGAGUAAUAUAGCAUCAGCUAUGAGACAGCUAGUUGAAGAAAGAUUAGAAUUUAUUGAAAGAUUAUCUGACAAUGAUGCAGAAGCUGAUUCGAGAACAGUUCAAAUGAGUGAAAGGUGUAAUAGUGUACCAGCUAGCGAUACAACUAGCUUUCAUGAUGCUACAUCACUCAAUAGUAGUUAUGGUACAGUAAUGGGAUUUAAUGAUUAUACUCAAAUAGUGGACUGGAAUGAAAUGGAUUUAGACAAUAUUUUUUUCGAUUCAGUAGUUUAUAAUGAAUAUGAUCCUGCUGUCGAUAAUGAUUCUAUCAUAGGCAUCACGGGUACAAAACCCAAUGUGACAGAUUUAGAAUUGUUAUCAUUUAAUUCAAUAGCGUCUGCUUCCAAGGUAUCAGAAUAUUUUUUAGCAGAGGGUUCCUCAAAUAAUGACUCAGACAUACAAAAUUCUGUUACGCCUGCAGAUAAUUGCGUUCGCGAUAUAUUUGAAAGAAAAGCUCCACUAUCAAUAGAGAGUCCAGCGGGCCGUUUGACGAUACAAGCAUUUAGUGGUUUAUCGAUGAAUGCUGCACCUGCAGCGCGAGUUCUACAAGAUCACGUGAAUUUAGUGGAUUCUGAGACAGGUAGUAUAGCGAGAGACCAUGUAAGACAGACUACCUCAGAAGAGGUGUUUGUAUCGGGCAGAUCGUCAGGUAGUUUUGACUCUUGUGUGAUAAAUGAAGACGCCGUGGUACCAGAUUGGCUUUUUCGGAUCAUAAGCCAACAACAAGCGCUUGAAGAGGAUGAAGAUGAAAAUGAUGACGAAGACGAAGAUGAAGAGGAAGAAUCUGAACAUUUAAUACCAAUUCAGUUACCCCUUGCUGAGCCUAUAUACGACGUAAACGGUAAUGCGGUAGAGCCCGGAAUGGGGGCAGGCGCGGGAGCAGGAGACGGACGUGGCAUCCACAGUGACCAUUCCCAAGAUAGCUCUGGGCGUGGAACUUCACUCAGCUCUAGCGUAACGUCAUCUGGGCCUCAAAGUGAAGCAAUACUGAUCGAUCCGACCGCAUUCACGAUGCCGUACGAUCUAAUUAGAGAACCAGCUAGCAGCUCUUCGAUUAUCGUGUCUCAAUUGCCAACACAUUUCGAAGCAGCGGAUACUUCGCGUGCUACAGCCGAAGGUCCAAUGAAUUCAAGGAACGCUGCUAUUCUAAAUUCUAGCGGGGAUCCUCAAAUACUUCCCGUCCGUGCUGCGAGCGAUAUCGAUGCCGACAUCAGUUCCAUCGACACUGACGUACCCGACUCAUCUGACAACUGA